AUGGACUCAAACAAGAAGCCCCUACUCUUUCUAGAUAUAACACUGCGUGACUAUCCGACGGAACCUAUUAAAACCCUCAUCGACUCCGGCGCCACUUCCAACUUCAUAUCCCCCUCACUAGUAGAAAAACUCAAAAUCCCAAAAACCCUACUUGAAAAUCCACGAGUAGUGAGAAUGUUAGAUGGUACCAUAUCUCAGACUGGUUGCAUAUGGCACCAGGUCCAACUUGCGGUCUCGGCCAAUGGCCAUUCCCACACUAUCCCCUUCCUUGUUUGCCCCAUUGGCAACACCUCGGCAAUCCUUGGCAUGACCUGGCUUACAACUGAAUCCCCCCUCAUCGACUGGCACCAGGGACUUGUUACAUUUCCCGAUCAAGUUCAAAUAGCCUCAGAGGAAGAAGCGGACCCUGAUCCCUUAGUAGACCUUCCCACACAAUAUCACAAGUUUGCUAAGGUAUUUGGCAAGGAAGAAUUUAAGGUCCUCCCCCCACACAGGGAGUAUGAUAUCUCCAUAGACCUUAUUCCAGAUGCCAAAUUAUCCCCAGGUCCCAUUUACGGCAUGACUGAUGCGGAAUCCAAGGCGCUUAAACAACACAUUGACAAAGAACUAGCCACAGACAAAAUCCGCCCUAGUACUUCUUCUGCCAGUGCCCCUGUCAUGUUUGUAAAAAAGGCAGAUGGAUCCCUCAGGCUGGUUGUGGAUUACCAGAAGCUAAAUGACGUAACCCACAAGAACGUAUACCCGCUACCAAGACAAGAUGACCUUAUGGCAAAGCUAAGACACGCCAAAUUAUUCACCAAGCUUGACUUACGCUGGGGCUACAACAACGUCAGGAUUAGAAAGGGGGAUGAAUGGAAAACGGCGUUCAGAACCAAAUAUGGGCUGUUUGAAUAUCUGGUCAUGCCCUUCAGCCUUACCAAUGCCCCCGCCGCUUUCCAGCAUUUCAUGAAUGACCUUUUCAGGGACCUGAUUGACGUCACGGUGGUCAUCUACCUGGACAACAUACUGAUCUUCUCCAAAAAACCCAAAGAUCAUCCAUCCCAUGUCAGGGAAGUCCUAUCACGGCUGAUGAAGAACCAGUUGUUCUGUAAACUAUCCAAGUGUCAUUUCCAUGUUACCACGGUGGACUAUUUGGGAAUCGUCAUCUCCCCAGCAGGGUUCUCUAUGGACCAAAAGAAGAUUGAAGCGGUUACAACAUGGCCUACUCCCAAAACGGUCAAACAGGUUCAGGCUUUCCUAGGCUUUGUAAACUAUCUCAGGAGGUUCAUUCCCAACUUUAGCUCGGUUGCUUGCCCCCUCCACAACCUUACCAAGAAGGAAUCCCUCUGGUCAUGGGGCGUUACAGAAGAAGCUGCAUUCCAAGAAUUGAAGGCAUUGGUCACAAAAUCCCCGGUUCUAAUCCAUUCCAACCCUAAACUGCCUUACUACCUGGAAACAGAUGCGUCAGGAGUAGCCAUGGGGGCCAUUCUCAGCCAACGAGGAGAAGACAACCGUUUACAUCCUGUUGCAUAUAUGUCCAAAUCCUUUUCAGGGGCCAAGGCUAAUUAUGACACCCACGACAAGGAACUCCUAGCCAUAAUCAAGGCAUUAGAGGAAUGGCGGAUUUUCCUAGAAGCAACAGAUAGGCCAAUUCAGGUUUUCACGGACCAUAGGAACCUAGAAUACUGGAUGCAGGCACGGACUUUCAACCGCAGACACGCACAAUGGCGUAUUUUCCUGAGCAAUUUCAAUUUUGAGAUCCACUAUUGCCCAGGAAAACAAUCAGGGAAACCAGACGCACACGCCCCAGAGCCAGAGGUCAUGUUACCGUCGGAAGUCUUUGCCAAUACGUCAGAGGAAGAAGUCAAAAUUGUCACGGAAAUUCGCUCCAGACUCAGGGAGGAUCCAUCACUGGAACCCAUCAUCCAAUUUCUCACAGAAGAUGCGGACAAUGCACCUCCCUCCAUUCGGAAAGCUUACAGAGACUACGAUUGGGAAGAGGACCUCCUAUGGUACCGAGGGAAACUAGUUGUCCCAGACUCAGAAACCCUGAAAGAACAACUGCUGAAGGAAUUUCACGACUCACCACUAGCCGGCCACCCAGGUCAACAGAGGACCCUUGAACUUCUAAGUUGCAACUACUGGUGGCCAGGCAUGAAAUCAUCCUCCAAAGAAUGGGUGGAAUGCUGCCCCACAUGCCAGGCCAACUGCCGAGCCCACGCCCCGGUCAUUGCCCUCAAACCUCUGGAAGUUCCCCCCUAUCCAUUCCACACAAUUUCCUAUGACUUUAUCACGGGAUUCCCAAAGUCAAAUGGCCAUGACGCAAUCUUGGUAGUCAUCGACUCCUUCUCCAAAUUUGGGCAUUUCAUCCCAACUACCAAGAAGGUUACAUCUAAAGGACUAGCGGAUUUAUUCAUCUCACAUGUGUGGAAACUCCAUGGGUUACCAGUCAAAACAAUUUCAGACAGGGGAACUACGUUUACUGGGAAGUUCCUAAGGGCACUCUAUCAACGCCUUGGAGUAAAACCAGCCUUUUCAUCAGCCUACCACCCGGAAUUGGACGGACAAACAGAAAGGGUGAACCAGUUCAUUGAGUUCUACCUCAGAUCAUAUGUUGCCGCCGACCACUUGGACUGGGCCACCUGGUUGCCACUAGCGGAAUAUGCCUAUAAUAACGCAAAGCACUCCGCAACCGGAAGAACCCCUUUUGAACUAGUUUAUGGAAGAAACCCCAUCAUGAAUCCGUCUAACGUUCCCGCGAAUGUCCCAGAAGCAGACCUUGUAGCCAAUACCUUGGCCCAAGAAUGGAAGGAAGCAGAGUCAGCACUUAGAAUGACAAAAGAACGCAUGACCAAAACAACAGGGAUGAUACCGGAAUACUCCAUAGGCAAAAAAGUCUGGCUAGAUGGAAAGAACAUAGAACUUAGGACAAACUCCAAUAAACUAGAUCCCAAACGACUAGGUCCAUUCAAGGUUACAGAGAAAAUAUCCAGCCACGCCUACCGCCUAGAACUCCCGGAAACCCUGAAAAUCCACAAUGUAUUCUACGUGGGAUUACUAUCGAAAGCACACGAGUCCCCAAGUCAGCCAUUCCCAAGCCGCCCCCCUCCUGAAACAAUAGAAGGGGAGGAAGAAUACAAAGUGGAACAGAUCAUUGACUCCAAACGCCAACGAGGAAAGUGGUUCUACUUGAUAAAAUGGAAGGGUUACGGACCGGAGGACAAUUCCUGGGAGCCAGAAGAACUGUUGGAACACAGCCAAGAAGAGAUUAAGCGUUUUAACCAAGCUAAACUCAGAAAGGCUUGUGACGCUGCCAAGAGCCUUUAA
Molecule: messenger RNA, 3306 nt
Organism: Rhizoctonia solani
Lineage: Eukaryota; Fungi; Basidiomycota; Agaricomycetes; Cantharellales; Ceratobasidiaceae
Product: Retrotransposable element Tf2 protein
Exons: 2
Coding region: 1-3306 (1101 amino acids)
Biological process (GO): DNA integration
Molecular function (GO): nucleic acid binding
Source: RefSeq, a predicted model, not a curated record